Messenger RNA from Penicillium oxalicum, 285 nucleotides. RefSeq names its product L51/S25/CI-B8 domain-containing protein. The transcript has 4 exons. The record is from RefSeq and is a predicted model, not a curated record. NCBI's taxonomy places the organism in Eukaryota, Fungi, Ascomycota, Eurotiomycetes, Eurotiales, Aspergillaceae. Bases 1 to 285 code for a protein of 94 amino acids.
AUGUCUGGCAAAUAUGUCUUCUCCAAGGGCCUGAAGGAGCUCCGCUUCCUCUUCUGCCAGUCCUCCGAGCAGAGCGCUGCUACAAGAGCUUUCAUCAACCGCGCCUACCCUACCAUGAAGAAGCACAACCCGCACACCCCCAUCAUGAUCCGCGAGGCUGCCGGCACCGAGCCCCGAGUCUUUGCCCGAUACGCCCUGGGCAAGGAGACUCAAGAAGCUCUCUCGGGUCUUUCCGACUCGCAGAUUGAGGAGCGCAUCACGAAUCUGGUGAAGCAGGCUUCAUAA